Molecule: messenger RNA, 2565 nt
Organism: Dicrocoelium dendriticum
Lineage: Eukaryota; Metazoa; Platyhelminthes; Trematoda; Plagiorchiida; Dicrocoeliidae
Source: the annotation of a GenBank genome assembly
GCAUAUACGAUCGACGAAAAAUGGACAGCCGUGAUCCUCGAAGUGGCUACUUGCAUUGUUUUGGGGCGGACCACCUUCGAUCCACUGGAAGCCACACUCAUCCAGCCGUCUUGGCUUCAGGUAAUUCACGGGAAUCAGUUACUCCAAAUCGAGAACGGACUAACGCAGACUCUGAAACUGAUUCCGACGUGGAAGAGGGCUCCAGCAGCUUCCUAAACUCGCUUUCUGCUCAACUUGGUCGGAGAGUCCGUGUUGUUUUAGAUGGGCUUAGAGGUCGUGCAGAGGUGGCUUUUAGCUUCAGUAACGGAGGCCGUGAUUCCGUUCGUUCACAUCCUUCGUACAAUCUCGAGUCCUCGAAGUAUAGUGUCACUGCAGCUGUCUACAGUAAUCAAGGCGAUGCCCUCUUGGCCUCUUACAAUGAUGAGGAUAUUUACUUAUUCGAUGUCCGACACCCCUCAAGUCCUUAUCUGCACAAAUACACUGGUCAUCGGAAUAUGCAAACAAUUGUCAGCGCCACCUUUUUCGGGCCAAACAGCGAGUACGUGAUUAGUGGUAGCGAUGACGGCUUCUUUUACAUUUGGGACCGCGAAUCCGAAGGGAUUACCCAGUGGCUGCAUGCUGAUGCCCAUGGUGCUGUCAACGUCAUUGAAUCCCAUCCCACUUUACCUGUGUUGGCCUCCGCGGGUUUGGACUACGACUUCAAGGUAUGGUCUCCUUUGAAACCAAUGUCAGAGGACGAGGAUGGGUUAUACACUAGUCAUUUGAAGUACACUUCUGGUAAGAUUGCUCGCACUGUACGACGUCUGCGGAAAUCAAAGCUCGCCAUGGCUCUUUUUGGUGAUGGCUUUCCGCCAUCGUCUUCCACACGUCACGUCAAGCCAUCUAAUGGAGGAGUAGAGUGUAACGUAAUACAGGAGAAUGAAACCCUGACGGCUACCACGCCUCCGACUUCAUCGUCUGGUACUGAUUACUCGGACACCACAAACCUUUCCUCCACAACCGCAAAGCUGCACGACGCAGUCGAUGUUGCUCCUGAUUUCAACCACUCACUUUCUAUUCGUAAAAGACCUCAUCGUUCAUCUUCCCCAUCAGAGGAUUCUGCAGUUUAUAGAGCCGAGCGUAAUUCUAUUUCAAGUGACUUAGAUGCACCUUCGUUCCUGUCCGAUCGCAGUCGCAAGCGUGGUAGGAAGCAUUCGAACUGCCGUGUUGUUUCUUCCGAUCAAGCGCCUUCCUUAUCACUAAACCGAUCGGAUGUUUUGACUAAUUAUGUUGUUCCAAAAAUCGAUUUUUCAGAAGACGGAUCUCAGCCAAAUUUUCCACCUCAAUCACUAUUACCCUUCAAUCGACAGGACCUGCAGUUGCGUGUCGCUCAAAAUUGGAUCAACAGAACCUGCGAGCGGAAUCAGCUGGAUGGCUUGGCAGAGGCGGAUUCUCGAGUCUUGUCGGCUAUUGAAUCCGUAGCGCAAUUUCACGCUCGCACUGUGCGUCGGCGGGAUGCUACCAACGAUACCCUGACGGACACAAGUGAAUCAAGCGAUGGUGAUCGGUCGGAUAUAUUGGGAUCCUUCAUCUUACUUCAUCGACCAAACUGCCCCGUGGAGCGAAGCGAAACAACUUCUAGGACUCGCGAUUUCAAUAAUAGCUCAUCUGCUACUAGUGUGAGCAGCCAUGACACGUCUGACUCUUGUUCCAUUUCACGCAAUAUCACUGAAUUGGCUGGUGCAGAUUCCGAUGCGAACCUUUCCGUUUCGUCCUCUCCAUCUUCCUCAUCGUCGGGCACCUCCUGGUCUAGUUCUAGCAAAACGACUCUUCAUUCUACGUCGUCAUCGUCUUCCUCCUCCUCCUCCUCCACACUGUCUUCACCGUCCCGGUCUGCAAACUUGAAUGCGUCUUCCGCUGAAGCCACCCCAACUCAGAACUCAAUUGCAAGCGACCCCACCUUUAAUCUCAGUCUCGAUGAGUUAGAUUAAUAUAUCAUUUCUGUGACAACUUUGUACAUUGGAAACCAACUUUGCCCACUACUUUGUGGCAGUGUUAUUUGUCUCCUUUAUCUGGCUUGCUCGCGCUUUCUACAAUUCCCUCAUUAGCUACGACUGUGCUUGCUUUACGGCCACAAAACGUUCUCUUUUUGUCAUGAUUGGUGCAACGACAGCCACUAGCAGGGAAACGCACUUUGCGCGAUUUCUUCCAUUGGGAUGUUUAUGCACCCAGCUGUGGUUACUACCUGUUCUGUUUUUCUUUCUGCUGGCCGAUCGUGCCGAUGGUACUGUAGUUUCGAUUCGUUACAGAGGCCUUCCAAUCUGACUUGAUUUUUCAGUCCGUUCUACGCCUUUUCGGACGCAUAAUUCAGCUUCUUGUUUAUCUUGAUCUGAAUCCGGUGUCAACCGUAUUAUAGUGGCUGCGUGAAUGUCAUUCUGUGCCAUCAAUCAACCAUAACGUGUUCCCAGUCUUCAUCUUUUGGUCUACUUAAACCGCUGAUGCCCAGUUAGCGGCCCUGGUUUGCAACUGUAGGCUCGUACGGGCUUGUCCAUUGCAAUUUUAGCCGCAUGACGGCGUGUAAGCGAG